UCUUCAUCUUCUUAAUAUAGAAUGCCAUUAUAUUCGAUCAUGAGCCCAGAUAAACUGAGAUGGUUAGCCAGCUGUAUCAUUUCAGUCUGAUCUACUUAGAACCCUUGCUCCACGCCGAUCUUACGUUUCACCACUGCGCGAUCUUCCCCAGGUUCCUCAAGAGGUAGUUCUUUGCCGUCUGAACAGCUUCUAUGUACUCCAGCACGCAUCGGAUUAAUAGAUGAGGUCUGAAAAUGGAGAUGAUGUGGAUGAUAGGCCAUCGGCUCCAGCGAAAGAGCUGACUGCGCAAAAGACCGGACAUGAGGGUGAUCAGGAACAGGGACUGUUGUCUUUCGAGACCCUGAAUCCCGCGGGGAUUCUCAAAAUUCCCCAGAAAGCCGCGCAGAAAGGAGCCGAAUUUCUCUUCACGUCGACUACAGACCAAUCUGCGGAGAGUUCCGCAUCAGAAGAUGAAGACUCGCUGGAACCGGCUUUGUCGGACAGAUACCUCAAAACUGAUCCGGCAUUCAAUCCGAAUGAAGUCGCUCAUGGUCGGCUCCCAGGAGCGCCAAAAGUGACUACUCCAGGGCUCCGGGGCUCCAGUAACAGAAUCGGCAAUUCCGCGAAGCGCAAGGUCGCAGCAAUCGCACAUCCGAAACGAGCAGCAAAGCAGCGGUUUCAAUCAAAGACGGCAGUGAAACUGUCCAAGGCGACGCGGCCGUACAUCUCUAAGGAGUCGGAUCGUGAGUAUCUCGAGGCUCACGACGAACUGUUCAAGGCGGAAGCAGACCGUAAACAGGGAAAAGAAGAAAGAGAACGACGACGGAGCGGAGGCAGUUGGGUGUCACUUAAUCAAGAUGAAUGUCGAAAAUCAGAGAUCGAUGGAACGGAGACCGGGAGCGUCCGAGAGGGCAACGCCUGCACCAUCCAGAGGCGGAAACUCGAGAAGUUGGAGGCUCAUCGUGAGAGUCUUGCAAUUGCUUGGAUCACUGGUCGACAUAUCAAACGGGUACGGGUCGCGCCAACCCACGUUGUAGGCUAUCCGCGAUGGGACGAUGAAGAGUUCCUGGAGAAGGACGAGGCCGGGAAUGUUGUCCGUUUCAAAUGGGAGAGAUAUAUCGGCAAACUUCUGCUUUAUCACUCGCAGCCGUUUACGGCCAGGUAUGUCGAUGACACUUUGCACGAAUUAGAUUUUGACACAGAGAUCCUGGCAUAUUACAUCGAGCGUCUCGUCAUGGCGACGGAACCAUGGCAGCAGUGGGCCAUGGAAAUGAGACGGCUGUACCGGUGGGAAAAUCCAAAGAAAACUGGGAAGUGGUUUGCUGUAUUUCUGCUCCUUUGGUAUACAGAGCACAUUGUGGGUUUCUGUCAUAUGUAUGUGAUAUACAUCGUCCUCAAGAGCCGUUACUUUCCGUCCACGGCGGAAUCGGUUCGCGAGUCACUGGACAGAUCUAUCAAUAAAAGUGAACAAGCGCUACGUUGGGGCGAGAUUGUCGACCGACAUGGACGAGAGAAGUGGAUCGAGCCGCUUCUUGACGAGGUAGCACCGUUCAUCCAGCUUCAAGUUGGAGACAUUGCAGACUUCUUCGAGAUCUUGAGAAACUUCUAUAGAUGGAGAAACCCCAGCAAGACAGCGGCGACCCUUUUCUUCUUCGCUUCAUGCGCGACAGUGUCACUAUUUGCAGAUACCGCAUUCUGCAUGAAGAUCUUUUGGCUGGUCGCCAUCUUAAUGUUCUUUGUGAGCUUCCCAGUAUCGAGUCGAUGGCCGCAGUAUCGCAUUGUGGUCAGUCCACUGAGAUGGCCAGUCUGGGAUAUUCCCACAAACGCUGAAUGGGCAAUCCAAUAUCUCCAGAAGCAUGAAAUCCUGCGCAGGGAACAAGUUGCAGAACUGGAUGGCCAGGCCCCGUCUUCUGCGGCACCAGAGAGCGGCCUACCGGAGAGUCCUGAUGAUAGUGCAGCAGACUAUCUUGACGCUAUCGAAAUGUCACAGCAAGAGUCUGACUCGAAUGACGCUGAAAAAGAGACAACAGAUAGCAUGGGAAACUCCAGACGGGAUAUUAUUUCCUUCCAUGCAUAUCGUGGAGGCCACACUGGAUAUCUGUUGAUUUCUUCGAAUGGUCUGCGAUUCACGCAGACUCGCCCAUUAACUCUCCAUCCCAAGAAGCAUCGCCAACAUAAGAUAUGGUCUUAUCCUUUCUCUAGUCUGCUCGAGAUGAGCAAGAUCCACAGUGACAAUAAGUCCAGGCUGACGAGGUUGGGUCCUCACCUGGCGGCACUUUCCUUGGUAUUUCUCUCCGACGUUGCACCUACUUAUACGCAGAAGAGCGAUGAUGAAGGCGAUAUUGCGUCGGGGGCCAGGUCGGAGAAAAAUGUCUCGGUAGAAAUUCUAGAUAUGGAUAAGGCUACCCGGGAUGAGGUGUUUAAUCUCAUCAUUGGCAGGAGCAAGAUACGAUGGCGGGCGUUUACAGACUGCGACCAAGGAAGGCAUAAGGAAUCGGCAAAAAAGAAGAGGCCCCAUUUCAGAAGACAGAUAUAAUUGAAGUAUGGAUGGUAUGUACAUAGAUAUGACCAUGAUAUCCUCAUAUAGUAAUGAUGUGUUUCUGUUUUAUUUACUUGAGAUUCUAUUGAUCGACACGGCGUAAAACAGUCCAUUAUCAACCUGAUUUGUAGUAUCUCAUGUUACUACAGUAGUACAGUCCAGUCUCUUAUGGCACUUAGGCUACAGUUGUCAAAUAAUAGUCCCCACAGGAAGCUACGAACUCCUGAUGUCUUUAGCCGUUGAUACGGAAACGGUUUGAUCGACUGUGGUCCAACCUGUUACCUUACUGAGUAGUUAUCUCAGGUGGGUAUCGACCU
Molecule: messenger RNA, 2835 nt
Organism: Paecilomyces variotii
Lineage: Eukaryota; Fungi; Ascomycota; Eurotiomycetes; Eurotiales; Thermoascaceae
Exons: 5
Coding region: 221-2515 (764 amino acids)
Biological process (GO): apoptotic process; negative regulation of toll-like receptor 9 signaling pathway
Source: RefSeq, a predicted model, not a curated record